CAGAAAAGUUGUGGCUUUGCCUACUAAUGGCUUCAGCACCCUGACAUUUUAUCCCUAAGGGAACACAGUCUUGACAGGAAGAAAUGUUCCUCACCUAGCUUCAUCCGUGAGGAACAAGGAAAAACAGACAAAGAAAAGAAACUCAGGUCCCUCAAAUUAUCCAUCUAAUACGGGCCCCGCGUCUUUUAGGCAUGGGUGCGUAAUUGCUUUGUGCAACACCAGCGUGCUGUGUGGGGGCGCUAAACAAAUGUUAAUGCCCUGAUACUAAUGUACGCUUAGGAGCAGAUCCUAUCGACUUUAAUGGGACUUACUCUUUGGAGAAAUGGCCACAGAGGGAUCCCAGCCCUUGUCGGGUUCCAAGGAGCAAAAGAGGCAGUGGUCACUACCUGCUGAACAACAUUUGAACACAGACAACUACCUAAGGUAAAUGUUUCCAUAACCUUAUGGAGAGAAAGGACUUUGAAGCAUGGCUUGAUAACAUUUCUGUUACGUUUCUCUCUCUGACGGACUUGCAGAAAAAUGAGACGCUGGAUCACCUCAUUGGCUUGAGCGGGGCUGCCCAGCUCAGGCAUCUCUCCAAUAACCUAGAGAUCCUCCUCAAACGGGACUUCCUCAGACUCCUCCCGCUCGAACUCAGUUUCUAUUUGUUAAAAUGGCUUGACCCUCAGACCUUACUCACAUGUUGCCUCGUCUCUAAGCAAUGGAACAAGGUCAUAAGUGCCUGCCUGGAGGUGUGGCAGACGGCUUGUAAGAACCUGGGCUGGCAGAUUGAUGACUCUGUCCAGGAUGCUUUGCAUUGGAAGAAGGUGUACUUGAAGGCCAUCUUGAGGAUGAAGCAGCUGGAGGACCACAAAGCCUUUGAGACCUCCUCACUGAUCGGACACAGUGCCAGGGUGUAUGCACUUUACUAUAAAGAUGGACUGCUUUGUACAGGUUCGGACGACUUGUCUGCCAAGCUGUGGGACGUGAGCACGGGGCAGUGCAUCUAUGGGAUCCAGACCCACACCUGCGCGGCGGUGAAGUUCGACGCGCAGAAGCUUGUCACGGGCUCCUUCGACAAUACGGUUGCCUGCUGGGAGUGGAGCUCGGGGGCCAAGACCCAGCACUUCCGAGGGCACACAGGGGCAGUUUUCAGUGUGGAUUACAACGAUGGGUUGGACGUCUUGGUCAGCGGCUCGGCGGAUUUCACUGUGAAAGUCUGGGCCUUAUCGACCGGCGCGUGUCUCAAUACCCUGACCGGACACACUGAAUGGGUCACGAAGGUGGUCUUGCAGAAGUGCAAAGUCAAAUCCCUCAUGCACAGCCCCGGGGAUUGCAUCCUGCUCAGUGCAGACAAGUAUGAAAUCAAGAUCUGGCCAAUUGGGAGAGAAAUCAACUGCAAAUGCUUAAAGACCCUGUCCGUGUCAGAAGAUCGCAGCAUCUCCCUGCAGCCCCGGCUUCACUUCGACGGGAAAUACAUCGUGUGCAGUUCGGCCAUCGGGUUGUACCAGUGGGACUUUGCCAGCUAUGACAUCCUCAGGGUUAUCAAACCCCCCGAGUUUGCAAACUUGUCCUUGCUGGGCUUCGGUGACAUUUUUGCUCUCCUGUUUGAUAACCACUACCUGUACAUAAUGGACUUGAGGACAGAGAAACUGCUCAGCCGAUGGCCGCUGCCGGAGUACAGGAAGUCAAAGAGGGGCUCCAGUUUCCUGGCGGGAGAGACGUCUUGGCUCGACGGGUUGGACGAUGUGACAGAACACCUGAGCCAGGAGAUUCUGCAGGUAUUUGUACGUUGCAUUGAGCCUGGAUGUGUAGAGGUGUCAGCAUCCAGGAUCCAAGAGAGACUUGAGUUCAAAUCCACCUCAGCUAAAGCAUUUGCUUGUUCUUGGGCAGAAGGAAACAGACACGCCGGAAGUCCGCUCUUGAUCACACAGAAGCCAGCCGGGGAAUGCUGUUUAUGUGUUUACAUAUGGCUGCGAGAGCUGGACCAUAAGGAAAGCUGAGCGAAGGAAGAAAGAUGCUUUUGAACUGUGGUGUUGGAGGAAAAUUCGGAGAGUGCCUUGGACUGCAAGAAGAUCAAACCAGUCCAUACUCCAGGAAAUCAAGCCAGACUGCUCACUUGAGGGAAUGGUAUUAAAGGCAAAACUGAAGUACUUUGGCCACAGAAUGAGAAGACAGGAUACCCUGGAGAAGAGGCUGAUGCUAGGGAAAGUGGAAGGCCAAAGGAAGAGGGGCCGACCAAGGGCAAGAUGGAUGGAUGAGAUUCUGGAGGUGACAGACUUGACCUUGGGGGAGCUAGGGGUGGCGACGGCCGACAGAAAACUCUGGCGUGGGCUGGUCCAUGAAGUCACGAAGAGUCGGAAACGACUGAACGAAUAAACAACAACAAUUGUUUGUGUGGGGGGGGGCUACCCUAUAAGUACAGGUAAUUCGAAAUUAAACAAACCACAACGGGGUGGGGUGGGGACUUACUGUCCUCAUUGCCUGCUGCUGAGUGUUUCAUAGGCAGCACACAGGCUACAUGCAGGCAGGGGUGAGAUUAUAGAUCCACAGCGUGCAGAAUAUCCCCUGGUUUCUGCAGAGCAAGAGGGGCAAGCUGGAGCAGCUUCCCCAAAUGCCAAUCCUUACGAUAACAUCACUCCGCGUCAAUAUCUGAUGAUCCUCCCUCCCUCACACACCUACUUUACCACAUACAUUGCCUCAGACUUUGUGAUUUCCAUGGGCUCUGCAAACCCUCCCAUGCAAAUCUGGUUUUUUUUUUUAUCGAUACAAAACAAAUGACUUUAAAUAAUUAAGUUCCACAGUGCUCACGAUGCAAUUACUUGGAAUCCAUUUGUCUCUUAAGUGCUCUGUUCCAAGGGAUCUUUUGUCAUUAUUCAGUAGUUUCAGAGUAUUACCAGUGGGGGGGGGUUAGUGCAUUUGAUGGACCAUCACCCCCUGGCUGACUCUUGAAGACCCCCGGCUUAGGGGAAAUCUGUGGCAAAGCGCAUGCUUUGCAUGCAUGUGGUCCCAUGUUCAGUCGCUGGCAUUUCCAGGUAGGACCGGGAAAGAUUCCUGUCAGAGUUUGGUGAGCGUUCAUCGCUGACCCUGGACACUGUUUUGCUGCGGCCUACUGUUAAACCCCGAAUGAUUGCAUGCCUUGAGUCCUCUGCCUUUGGAUCACAUCUCGGAUCAUCCCACUGGAUUUUAAGACCCUGUUUCUAGCUUCUGUUUGGCUUGUCUGAGUUUAUUUGAAGUUGGGCUCAUGGUCGUCUCUGAUCUGCAGCCUCUGAUGAGGUGCCUGUGUUUGUGUCCUGUUGUAAUGAAGGAGUUUGCCGUUUCUUUAAUAUGUAUUUGGAUAGUGCUGUUGCAAGGAUGCUGGGCCUGACAUUUUGGCUGAAAGAGGUUCCCCAACCCUGAUGUAGAAGAUCCUGAACUAGAUGGGUCAAAGAGGCAUGGAAAAUAUGUGUUCAUAUUUGUUCAUAUAUGUUGCAUACCAAGUAAGUUCAGAAGAGGCGUGACGAAGACCCAAACAUGUUUUUGGAUGUCAUGAUGCAAGGGAAAAAGGGCUUGUGAUGGGUUUAACACGCGGCAAGUUUAAUAGCGAAUACACAAGCAGUAUUUUCCCCCCAUUCAGUGCAGUGCAGAAAAAUGGAAACCCUUUUCAUGGGGAAACAAAACUUUCAGGAAAUUCUUGAUAAUGGUGAUUCCUACCUGUUUGAAAUUGUUGGCGAAUUUCUCCUCCCCCCAGAGAAAUUCGGUGAAAUUGACCCCUGCCCCUGCAAUAUAGAAAAAGGAAUUUCAGCAGGUGACAUUUGUACGCGUGCAGCACCUGGUGAAAGUCCCUCUUCAUCACUACCGUUAAAGCUGCAGGAGUCCUGCCUAGCAUGACCAGAUACAAAAGAUGGCGGGGCUCCUGCAGCUUUAACGGUGGUGAUGAAGAGGGGAUUUCACCGGGUGCUGCAUGUGUACAAAGGACACCUGCUGAAAUUUCCUUUUCUAUGUAACUGUUAAAGACACAGGAGCCCUGCCCGCUUUUCCAUAUGGUCAACUGAUAACUUAUGAUUGGUAGCGCUCAGAACCGGCUGUCUGGAAGCACCAUGUGUGUUUGUGUGAAU
This is a messenger RNA of Elgaria multicarinata webbii, 4076 nucleotides long. RefSeq names its product F-box and WD repeat domain containing 2 (gene FBXW2). Lineage: Eukaryota; Metazoa; Chordata; Lepidosauria; Squamata; Anguidae. Gene Ontology annotation, molecular function: protein binding. The record is from RefSeq and is a predicted model, not a curated record. The coding region runs from base 444 to 1982 and encodes 512 amino acids. The transcript has 10 exons.